AUGGCAGCUUGCAACUUUUCUUCAUUUCUCUUAGGAUUUCUUGUGCUUGCAUUAGUUAAUUUUAAUGAGAGUAAUGCAUUGAGUUCUAACUACUAUGAUCAAACAUGCCCGAAGGCCGAAUCAGCUGUUACGAGUGCUGUAAAGAAAGCCAUGUUGAAUGAUAGAACAGUUCCUGCUGCACUUCUAAGAAUGCAAUUCCAUGAUUGUUUCAUUAGGGGAUGUGAUGGUUCAGUGUUGUUGAACUCAACUGGAGCCAACCAAGCCGAAAAAGAUGGACCUCCGAAUAUAUCUCUCCAUGCAUUUUAUGUUAUUGAUAAUGCCAAGAAAGCGUUAGAGGCUAUGUGUCCUGGUACCGUGUCGUGUGCGGAUAUAGUAGCUUUAGCAGCCAGAGAUGCCGUUCAUCUGUCAGGAGGUCCCCAUUGGGUUGUGCCAAAAGGGCGAAAAGAUGGCAGAGUUUCAAUAGCAACAGAAACUCGACAAUUGCCAUCUCCAACAUUCAACAUUUCACAACUCCAACAAAGUUUCUCUCAAAGAGGUCUUUCUAUGGAAGAUUUAGUUGCACUUUCAGGAGGACACACCCUUGGUUUUGCACAUUGUUCCUCAUUCCAAAACAGGAUCCACAACUUUGCAACAAAACAAGACGUCGAUCCAUCGAUGCACCAAUCUUUCGCAGCUAGCUUACGCAGCGUAUGCCCAAUGCAUAACAAGGUGAGAAGCGCAGGGGCGAAUUUGGAUUCCACCCCUACCAUCUUCGACAAUGGCUACUACAAGCUACUACUCGAAGGGAAGAGCAUUUUCACUUCUGAUCAAGCCUUACUUACUAACCCGACUGCCAAAACAUUGGUUGCAAAGUUUGCGAAUUCACGAGAAGAGUUUGAGAAAGCAUUUGUGGAGUCUAUGAUCAAGAUGAGCAGUAUAACCGGUGGGCAAGAGGUUAGGUUGAAUUGUAGAUUCGUAAAUUGAUCAUUUUUUGUUAUCUUUUUUUUUUUUUUUUAAAAAACAUUUGACUUUGCAUAUAUGGUCAACGGGUUGUAAA
Molecule: messenger RNA, 1036 nt
Organism: Erigeron canadensis
Lineage: Eukaryota; Viridiplantae; Streptophyta; Magnoliopsida; Asterales; Asteraceae
Product: peroxidase 64-like
Exons: 4
Coding region: 1-963 (320 amino acids)
Biological process (GO): response to oxidative stress; hydrogen peroxide catabolic process
Cellular component (GO): plasmodesma; plant-type cell wall
Molecular function (GO): peroxidase activity; heme binding
Source: RefSeq, a predicted model, not a curated record